AUUUCCUUUCGUCUUAGAGGCACCCGACCCCGCGCCAGUGUUUUCCCUCACCUUUCCCUUCUUUCAACCCAUCAUUCAUCCGAUCACGAGGUGUCCACUCUCUUCAAACCCAUACACCAACAUUGUAUCCAACAUGUCGUUCACCUUCGGCGUUGCUGUCCACCCUAGUCAGCUGCUGCCAACAGAAAGAAACCUCUCCGGGCUGCUAGAGAAGCUGCUGACCGUGUUUGGUGAUGAGUCCAUCCUAGACGGAGGAGGGCUUCCCAGUCAACCUCUCCAGCGUGAAAUCGGUGAUGUCCCCCGCUACGCCCUGCGGCCUAUGGUUGGGAAUGACUUCCACGUUCAAACCUCGUUCGGUUCUUCGCCUUCGUGGAAGGCCGUGAUGCAGCUCGACCGGGAUGACGAGAAGUCGGACAAAAUAUGUCUUCCCCUCUGCGACGUCACCCUACAAUCCGAGUCCGAGGCGACAGCCACCAUUAAAUUGGCACAACAGAUGGCCAAGCUUCUCCGCUACGCCUGGCCGGACGCCAAUGUUGUUGGCCCUUCAAAACGUCGCCAACUCGGGCCACCCUUCGUUGAUCCCGCCUUGCCGGAUUACCAACUUUUCCAAUGGCUUGCUUCCAAGGAUCUGAACCCCGUCAGCGAAGGAAUCAUGUUGAUCCAUUUCUACGGCUCCAAGGACUGGUUCUAUCGGCCCCUUCGACAGGUGGCUCGAGGCCUCGCUGUUAAGCCAUCCCCAGAGACAGACCGGACAGAUAUCACCGUACACACGGAUUCAGGUGCAGAAGAAGUCAUAACCGACGGAUCUGUUGCCCAGAUAUGGUCAUUUACCGGCCCGGAUAGCUGGGUCAUCUCGUUGCCUGUGGUUGCCACGAUCCUCCUGCUUAUGACGCAUCCGACAAAGGAGGUCAACCCCCUGCCCGACAAUCCCGAUAGAGACUUAUCGUGGACUUUGGAUUCUCUUCACGGAUUUUGCAGGAAAGAAGGCCUCGAAGACGGCGAUCGCCACCUUUCGUGGUCGUUGGGCACAUUUGCGGACUGCUGGAUGUACUUCAACUUCAUCUUUUUCUACUUCACCCCACACGAUGUCGACGCGGACGAGUGGAUUGGCUCCGGUAUUCGCUGCGAUCGUCGUAGCAUCACGGUUCGAAUUGGGGACCCUGAGCGCAAGGAGACCUUCAGAGAACAGCGAGUCUGGCUCAGCAUGCGUACUGCAACGCCAUAUGAAAGCGGUCAGCAAGCGGACGCGGAUAAGCUUAAGGGGCCAGAUACCGUUGGGGUUGUCCUAGCCGACGCAUUCCAUCACAGGAUCGGAAUGACGAAAAAGGAGUGGUUAGUGCGCGACAUGGAGCCUGCUAAAGGGCAUGGGGGCGUCAAAGGUUUCCAAAUGCUCCUUUGGGGUGGCGUGGAGGACUGGAGUAGGGGGUGGAACGCGUGUCUUGAUUAUGUUGACCGUCUGCACCAAGUCCAGGUCAGCGACAUAGACAACAGCGACCCAUACAGGCUCCACUAUCUCAUGUUUGACCUUCGCGGCGGGCUGGCCAAGGAAUACUUCGUCACAGCCAACCUUCUCAAGAUGUUCCGUCAGCAUAUUGACGUCUUGCCCCGUUCCCUUAAGCAGAUGAGAUCAAAGUGGGAGAUGACCUACCCGGGCGUGGAUUCGGACCUCCUGCAGCGUUUUGACAACCACACCCAGUUGGCACUGCUGAGGAACUGGUCUCGGCUGAUCGAGCACGCUGACGCUCUGCACGGAAAGCUUGCCGAUAGGAUCGAGAAGAGAUCUGGAGAGCUCUUGAGCCUGAGGAACAAUUUGAUGAUCGCCCGGGACAAGUGAUCUGCAGAAAUACCAGCAUGGAUGGAGUCCAAGUCUUUGUUGGAGUGUAUCUUCUGUUUCGUAACAAACCGAGCACCAAGUACCUACCUACGUCCAAGAUCCAAGUUUCAAAGGCACACGUCGGUAGUUCCAGUUCGAUCAACUUCGCUCCAGCCAUAGUCAGUUCAAGGCAGUUACCUAGUUGGUUUGACGCAGUCAAGUUAAACCCGACCAUUGCAAAUUAACUUAGACUUGGUUGAACUUAUUAUUACUGGUAGGGAGGCCAACAAACGGACCCGUCAGUACAUGAGGGCCACAUUGCAACACGGACUUUAUAUAUACUCUGUGAUCAACUAAGUUGUGACUUGCCGGGAACCCAUCCGGCGUUAUUAUUGCUGUCCUGACAAUAAGCUAGCUUGCACGUCGGAUCUCGAGAACUUGAUUGUGGUAUUUUGGCCCCCACGGU
Chaetomium fimeti is the source of this 2279-nucleotide messenger RNA. RefSeq lists its product as uncharacterized. Lineage: Eukaryota; Fungi; Ascomycota; Sordariomycetes; Sordariales; Chaetomiaceae. The transcript is spliced from 5 exons. Bases 134 to 1834 code for a protein of 566 amino acids. The record is from RefSeq and is a predicted model, not a curated record.